Messenger RNA from Toxoplasma gondii ME49, 4169 nucleotides. RefSeq lists its product as hypothetical. Lineage: Eukaryota; Apicomplexa; Conoidasida; Eucoccidiorida; Sarcocystidae. The coding region runs from base 1202 to 3331 and encodes 709 amino acids. The transcript is spliced from 16 exons. Gene Ontology annotation, cellular component: endoplasmic reticulum membrane. Gene Ontology annotation, biological process: protein maturation. The record is from RefSeq and is a predicted model, not a curated record.
AAGUUCACCAAUGGAUGCCUUGGAGGUGGCCACAGACACCAUGGAGACAAGAAAAAAAGAUGAAAACGAACAAAAGGUUCUGGGAUUGCGUUCUCCGUUUCUUCAUCUUCCUUCGAACAAAGAGACUCGAGGCUCUGCGUUUCUGGCUACACAUCGGUCUGUCUCUGAGGAAACAACACAUCGUAGAGAAGUUAGUUCACCGCUGUGCCUCUUGACAUAUUCCACGCUCUCUCUCCGCGGCGCACCUUCCUCGGAAUUCUGCUUUGAAUUCGUUCUUUUCCUCUUUAUCUUGGAUAGCAACGACGCUUUCGAGGAACCCAGUCUCAGGCGUGUCUCCUUCGAGCGACGAAAGACGACGUCUCUGCGUCCCCCGUUUUCCUUGCUUCUUCUGUUUCCCCUCCCAUUUCGCAUGGCAAUUCUGUAGAAAUGAACCUUCCAGACGUCGUUUCAACAUGUUUUUUCGUCUCCUCCUCGCUCGCGUCAGAUCGAGUGUAUGUACACACUGUUAUCAAAACAUGUGGUGUGUGGACAACUGUACGCGUACUUUUGGGGUGCUCCAGUCAUUUCUGACUUCCUCCUUUGUGCACUGAAGCGUUCCGAGCCAUUUUGCGGACUCCGCGUCCUUUCGAGGAGAGAAGACGUGGUGGUUCUGACCUCUCUUGACGCCGACUCGGUGUAUGUACACUUCGGUCUGUCCUCCCGCGUGUGUCGGAUGCCAUGCUUGUCGCGUCCUCUCAUUCUGGACUUUCUCCGGUCUUCUCUUCCAAAAAUGGCGGAAGUGUAGGUCUCUUGUGACCUUCUUGUCUUCUUGCCGCUUCCUGCCUCCCCUUUUCUCCGAAGUCUUCGAUAUUCCUGCUUCUCAGUCUCUCCUGGCGCCUCUUCUCUCUCCUCUCGAGCUGCGGCCAGCGUUUCUCUCUAGCGUCUGCUGCUCUUGUUUUCCGCCUCUCAGUCCUCUUCUGUCUUCUAUCCGGUUUUUUUCUCGGCAACCCACUUUCCCUCAACGCCUUCUUUCUCCAGUCGACAGCACUAUUCUCGCUCUUCCCCUUCUCCUUUCUCCCUUGCCUCAUUUUCUUCGCGCUUCUUAGUGCUCCCUUCCUGCUGUAUCACGUUCCUUCUCUGCCUGCCUCGUUUCCUCUUCUCCCUUUACACCGUUCUCCGCUUCUUUCUUCUCCGUUUCUCCGUCUUAUCGGCUUUUUUCAAAAUGCAUGCACCGAGUCGCUCUUCAGCCGGUGGCGGGUCGCCUUCGGAGGUGUGCCCGCCGCUUCAGGGCGCAGCGGCUUCUUCGCACUCCCCUCCCUCUCAGGUCGACUCUGCUCAGGAGACAGGCGCCUCCGCGUUUGCUUCUUCCUUCUCUACAGCGGCUCUUAGAUCGCAUGCGUCGUCCUCGGCCUCUCUGGGGGCUUCUGGCGCUGCUUCUCUUCCCCACUCCUCUCGCGUCCCUUCCGACGACACUCAGACUCGCGUCUCCAUCUUUAACCUGCUGCCGCCUUCCGCUUGUCGAGCCAUCUCCUACCUCCUCGUCUGUGGCCUCUCUCUCUCUGCGCUCUCUUCCCUCGCGACAUAUUUCCACGUCGCGGUCCUCCAAGUCAUUCUCUUCGGCAUCGCUCUUUCCUACGCUCUCGCCUUCCUCUCGCUCGCUAGACAGGCAGACGGUUUGAUAGGUCCGAAAGUGGGCAUCUUGCCUCUAGACGAACUGAUGCCUGCUCUUGAGCAGCGCGCGCGAGUCCCUGCCUCUCCCCAUGUCAAAUUCGUCAUGAAGGCAGUGCACCAAGUAGCCACCCUUGUCUGCCGCAACAAAAGCAACGUUCUCCCAAGUCACUUGGCGUACGGGGGAGUAGCGAUUUCCAUCUUCUGCGCGGGUCUCUCGUUCACUGCUUUGGGCUGGCCUCGUGCGCUAUGGCAAACAGCAUGCUUCGCUGCUCUCUACGUCGAGUACCUCGCCUUCCGAUACAUGGCCCGCGAUUUCCUGUCUUUUCAGUGGGAUGUAUUGUUGCUCGAGUGCGGCUUCAUCGCCGUCUGUGCCUCGCCGUGCUCGACAGCGGCUACGCCGUUUGCUGCAGGAGUGUCGGUGAUGUCUUUUCGUCUUCUGGCUUUCAAGCUUCUCUUCUGUUCAGGGAUCUGUAAACUCGCAUCUGGAGAUCAAAAGUGGAGUUCGUUCACGGCGAUGAACUACCACUACUGGACUCAGCCUCUGCCCAACUUUGUCUCAUGGCACAGCUAUUGGGGGGGCAACAAGCGGCUGCAAGCGAUAGGCGCUGUCACUUUCGAGAUCCUCGGACCUCUUCUUAUUCUCUUCGGACGUUGGGGACGCAUCGUCGCUUUCUUCUGCUUCGUCCUGUUGAUUGUUUCGAUUUAUGUGACGGGGAAUUACGGCUUCUUCAACAUCCUUUCUUGCGUCGUUUGUCUCGCUCUCUUGGACGAUUCGCUUCUUCUCUUCAAGUUCCCCUCCCCUCUCGAGAACGCUUCUGUUCUUCAGAGAGCGACAGAGUCUCUUGUUGCUGUUCUUCUCGGCUGCGUCGCUGGAAGCUUUUACAUUCUCUUCAGUCUCACGAGCGUGGCGCUCUUCCUCAAACUGUGGCAGAAACCGCUGUUGGAACCGCCCGCGCUGUGUGCUCAACUCUACGGCGAAUUGGCUCCGUUGCACGCAUGCAACCUCUACGGCUUGUUCGCGUCCGUCACUACCUCGCGCUAUGAGGUGGUGAUCGAAGAACUUCACCUGGUCGAAGACACUUCAACGCAUCCCCCGACGACUCGAGAAACUUGGGUGGAACUCGAUUUCCUCUACAAACCUGGCGACGUGGAUCGCCGUCCGCCAUGGCUCUGGCUGGGUCACAUGCCUCGCCUCGACUGGCGACUCUGGUUUCUCCCGCUCCGUCUCGCGCGCGUUGUGAACCUGGCGAUUCGCGACGGAGCCUCACCCGCCGCCGUCUCUGCGGCGCUGCAGCAAGGCGCCCCGAGCCUCUAUCCUGCCUGGUGGCCGGUCCUGCUGGCGCGCAUCUGCAGACGGCAGCCUGAAGUCCUCGCCUUGCUGGGACCGCAGCGCAACAUCGAUUUGGCGCGUGCACCCUGUCCCCGCGGACUGAGAGUCAGUUUGUUCGACUUCCGUUUUCGACCGCCAGAGAAUUGCCCCCUCUACGCGGCCUUCUUCCCCGAAGGCAUGCCUGCUCUGACUCCACAGGAGAUCCAAGAAAUUGAAGAAGAGCUGCAGAACUGGGAAGUGGGCGACUGGUGGAUGCGGCGACGCCACCGGACGAUCGACCUUCUCUCCAUUCGCUCAUCCCCCAAAGGAGGCGCGGAUGCUGGACUUGCUGAGAACUCGAACGAGUCUUAAGUCGGGAACUCUGCGUUUCGAGGAGAACCACGGAUCUAAGGCUCGCGCAGAAGCAGGACGCGAGAAGGAGUCUGCGAAUCGCAAGUGCAGAACUACGUCUAGGGAGAAGCACAGAAACACCCCGCACGAGAAACGUUGAGAGAGACAAAACAGGGAGAAGCAGCGGGGAGAGGGCGGAGCGCGAACGGAGAACAGGGAGAGGAGAAGGAGACAUGGAAAAAGAGGACGAAGCAAGCAUCUGCGCUGGAAACGAACGAGAGAGGAACACGAGCACGGUGAAAGAGAGAGAACGAGGGAGCAUGGAGGUGCACCCGCUGACGAACAAAAGGCAGAGGGGGGAGAACGGGUCUGCUUAGGAUUCGAGGUCAAACGCAGUGAGCCAUCGAGGCGUCCCGUUUUUCCUCCCCAUUGCUGCUGCGAACCUUUCGUUCGAACUUUGCUCGGCGCGUUGCCGCAUGCAGAGUCGUGGGUUCCCGUCUGUUUUUCCAAAGUCGCCGCUUCGGGGUGCGCUCUUGAAAGACGAAGACCUACACAGGUGGAUUCACUAUUCUACCUCGUGAUAGACUCUUUCGGCUUCACUUGCUACUUCUUAGAGGGGAAAUCCGAAGCUUUUGUGGGGGUCAAGAGUCGUGAGUGCCCUGGGUAUCUGCCGUCGAAAGUAGUCCCUCUCAAGCCUGGAGCUUCAACUCUGUUCACACACCUCCCCGAAAAUCGAGUUGUCUUACAACACUUGCACGGUUUCCACUUCCCGUUGAACUUGAGUACGCGAGAUCCUCUCUCUCCGCGUGUCUCUACGCUUCAUGAUUUCAGAGCAUCUGUGCAUAUCUGUCUAUCCACC